AUGAAUUAUUUAAGGUUUGGAACCUGUCCAAAUUGUAAAAAAUAUAAUACAGGAUUUUUAUAUUGUCAUUCGUGUGAUUAUCAAAUAUGUCAAAAAUGGACUAGUGGAAAUUCAGAAAUAGAUGAAUUUAUAAAAAGUUCACAAAUAAAUUCUAAAUAUUACCAUAAAGUAAUCGAAUUUAUACCUUAUAACAAAUUAGAAAAUGUAGAACAAAUUGGUCAAGGUGGUUUUAGCACUGUUUAUUCUGCAACUUGGAUUGAUGGUAAACGAACAUAUAAACUUGAUACAAACAUUAAUGUAUUAUUUUCUCGCGAACCAUGCACAGUAGCACUUAAAAGCUUAACUGGAAUUCCGAAUGUACCGUUAGGAUUUUUUAAUGAGUUUAAAAUACAUUAUGAAUGUCAACUUAACAGAUAUAGUGUAGACAAAUAUGGGAUAGAAAUAUAUGGAAUAACUUAUAACUCCGCUAAUAGUGAAUAUUUAAUGGUUCACGAAUAUGCAGAUAAAGGAGAUUUGCGGCAAUAUUUAUCAACAAAUUUUAAAAAUCUUGACUGGAAGCAAAAAAUAAAAAUACCUUGUUCAAUUUCUGAUAAUUUAGAUUUUAUUCAUCAAAGUUAUGUUCAUGGAGAUUUUCACAGCAGAAAUAUACUUAUGAUUAGCACCAAAAAUAUUAUAAAUAUUCCUUAUCUUAUAGGAUAUCAUAUAACGCUUUCUGAUAGUCAUCCAAUAAAUUCAAAUUUCAGAUUUUUUAAUCUAUCUGAUAGAUUAGCACAAAUUGGAAAUUAUAGAAUCACAGGAGAUGGAGGUCUUGAUCUUAUUGGUGAUAAAAAUGGAAUACAAAUUAUUAUUGGAAUUUUCGUUGUAACAAAUAAUAUUAAUAUAAAAGAAUUAACAAAUAUCAAUUCAACUGAACGUAAAAUAAUUAUCAGCCACUUUAAUGAACUCGAAGGUUAUGUCGAACAAAUGGAACAGGAGCAUAUGAUAGGAAUGUUAAAGCUAAGCAAUGAUAUUUAUAAUGCGGAAGAUUGCAUUGAAGACCCAAAUUCAACGAUAAAAGAUUUAAAAAAUAAUCUUACAAUAUUAAUGAGUCACUUAGAAAAAUUCAUUCAACUCAAUCUUGACUUUAAAAAUAGUCCACUACUCUCAAAUAUAGUUCGAAACGUUGCACUUUCUAAAAAUCUCAUUAUUAUUGCUGGGGCUGGUAUUAGAAGUUCAAAUGGUCUUUUUGAAAUGAUAAAACAAAAUUAUCCGGGUAGCUUUAGUUCGGUCAGAGACUUAUUUGAUACUAAUUUACAUAUAACUGACAAAGCUGUUAAAGCAUUUUAUAAUUUCAUGGCACAAGUAGUUCAAUUGCAUGGAACAUUGGCAAAUUUACAAUGUAACGUUUGUACAAAUGUCUAUUCUUUUACACAAGAAUAUUGUGAUAUUUUCACGAAAGAAAUUGCAACAUACGAUCAAGAUAAAGCCGAUUGUUUGAUAAUAAUGGGAACUUCUUUAAGAAUUCAUGGAGUGAAAUGUCUUAUAAAAAAAUUCGCUGAAGCAGUUCAUGAUCGUAAUGGCUACGUGAUAAUGGUGAAUGCUACGAAUGUAGUUACUAAAGAAUAG
Molecule: messenger RNA, 1605 nt
Organism: Scutellospora calospora
Lineage: Eukaryota; Fungi; Glomeromycota; Glomeromycetes; Diversisporales; Gigasporaceae
Source: the annotation of a GenBank genome assembly